Molecule: messenger RNA, 1835 nt
Organism: Manacus vitellinus (golden-collared manakin)
Lineage: Eukaryota; Metazoa; Chordata; Aves; Passeriformes; Pipridae
Gene: OLAH
Product: oleoyl-ACP hydrolase
Exons: 9
Coding region: 883-1647 (254 amino acids)
Biological process (GO): lipid biosynthetic process
Source: RefSeq, a predicted model, not a curated record
CUGAGGUCAUACUUAAGAGUAAUAAUAAGUUGGGAUUCAUUUGACUGUCUCUGUCUCAAGACUUUCAUAGAGAUGAGGGUUACUCCUGCUUUCCUUUGGAUGGCAUGAGAUCUGCUUAAUUUCAUGUCUCUUCAUAUAAGCAGCUAAUGGUCAUUUUUAAGAGAAAGAUCUAAGUGCAUCCUUACUUUUAUCCUUUGAAGUUGAUUGACUAGAAAAUGAAGUAUAGUUGCAGUAAAGGUGCUAAAGCUGUGCAGAUUUGUUAAAAUAAUAAAUAAUGAAAGACAAUAAAUAAUCACUGAGGAGAAAACAAAUUACAUUGCUCACAGUACAUAUAAUCCAAUGUAUUUCACAACUGUCAGUAAUAGAUGUCAACUUUUAUUAAGCAACAUACACAACAUGGUUCUUUAAAUGCUAGGUGUGCAACUGAGAAACACAUGCUUCUUUGUUAUUUUACUUCAGGGAUCUAUAUGUGCUCAAAAUGAGUCUCAUUAAAUCACUAUUGGUGAAUUGCAACUCCCCAAGCAAUGUUUCUGUUCUUAAACAAGAAUUACCUUGUCCAAAAGAGACUGAAAAUUACCAUAAAACAACAGCUAAGAAAGCUUUAAAUGAGGAACUUCUGAGGAGCAUUCAAGAGUCUGAGAGGGAGAUUAAUCAGUGGAGCCAUAGUCUGCCAUCUGUGACACGUGGAAGCCAAGUCGGCAUGGCCACUAAGAGAAGUGGCAGCUGCAGAGCAUGGGACCAGACCUCGAUGCAGAGCCUGCAGCCACAAGGGUUGAUUUAAGGUUCUCCAGGAAAGCAGAAAUCAGAAAUGAGUAGAAGACUGCAGCCCUUGUUUGGGAAAGGAGCAGUGCUUAAUGACUGGCUGGUCAAAAGUUUUUAGGAAUGGAGAAGCUGAUUGUUUGUGUGCACAAAAGGCAAAAUGCUCUCUGUAGGCUGAUUUGCUUUCCAUGGGCUGGAGGUGGAACUUCUCUACUUGCUCAGUGGGGCAAACGGUUAAGCAACUCAAUUGAAGUGUUCUGUGUAAGGUAUCCUGGAAGAGAAACUCGUCUUAAUGAGCCUUUUGCAAAAGACAUGACAAGCAUGGUUAAUGAAGUUACAAGUGUUUUGUUAAAAGAACUUCAAGAAAAACCAUUUGCAUUUUUUGGUCACAGUUUUGGAGCUUACCUGAGUUUUGCAGUGGCACUACAUUUGAAAGAAAAGUAUGGACUAGAGCCGGUCCAUCUUUUCGUGUCAGGGGCACAUGCCCCAAAUUCUGAAGCAAUUCUUCCAAUCAAAAACAUUUCUGUAUCUGAUGCAAAAGAUGAAGAAGUUAUUGAAUAUCUACAAACUGUAGGAGGAACUCCUUCUGUGCUUCUGCAUAACGAAGACAUUAGGAAAAAUCUGCUGCUUACUUUUAAAGAAGACUUUAGAGUGUUUCAGACAUUUUCUUUUGAGAAGGCAGAAAUGGAUAUCCCCUUCUCUUGUGAUAUUACCUGCUUUAAUGGGGGUGAUGAUAAACCAUAUGAUUUACAAGGUUGGCAAGAACUAACAAGUGGAGAUACAUCCUUUUAUGAGCUUCCUGGAGGUCACUUUUAUCUGCUAGAGCCCUCUAAUGAAAUUUUCUUGACAAAACACAUAACAAGAUGCAUAGAAAAUGCCGGUCUAUGACUAUUUCCCUCAAUUUUAAUAGCAGAAGGUGUAAUAUUAGUCCACAGCACUUCAUAAGUCAUUAUUUCUGCAUGCAGUUAUGCCUGAGUUGUUCUGUUCGUCCUCUGUAAUCCUUUAAAAGGGGGAGUUUCCUGGGUUUUUCUGAAAAUAAACAUUGGCUUUGUCUUAAAAAAACAGGUUUCAUCUUU